AUGGGGCUAUGGACGAGGUCUUCGAAUGUUGCGGUCAGUGAAUUGGAGUCGACGCGAGAGAUCUUCCUCAGCGAGGUCGAGUGGGAGCUGUCAUGGUUGCUGGGAGACAAGCCACGGUCGCCUCAGCCUCUUGAAGAAACGUAUCCAAAACCAGCAACACUAUGCUUUUUGGAGGCCACUUUUCGACCGCUUCUGCGGCCUCAGCCAGUCUUUAGAGCCGCCACAACAACAAAGAGGGCGGGAUCGAGAGCCCAGCACAGAGGGAACGUCCCGAUCCCAAGUGUCUGGAAGAUCGACCGCAAACUUUCAACUCGGGAGAUUCUCUCCCAGAACAAAAGUGAUCGAUCUUCCAAAUGA
Microsporum canis CBS 113480 is the source of this 357-nucleotide messenger RNA. RefSeq lists its product as uncharacterized. The transcript has 4 exons. Bases 1 to 357 code for a protein of 118 amino acids. The record is from RefSeq and is a predicted model, not a curated record. NCBI's taxonomy places the organism in Eukaryota, Fungi, Ascomycota, Eurotiomycetes, Onygenales, Arthrodermataceae.